This is a messenger RNA of Nerophis lumbriciformis (worm pipefish), 906 nucleotides long. The record is from RefSeq and is a predicted model, not a curated record. NCBI's taxonomy places the organism in Eukaryota, Metazoa, Chordata, Actinopteri, Syngnathiformes, Syngnathidae.
UUUGGAAGCAAGAUGUCCAACCGAGUGGUGUGCAGAGAAGCAAGUCACGCCGGGAGCUGGUACUCUGCUUCGGGAUCUCAGUUGAAUGCACAACUAGAAGGUUGGCUGUCUCAAGCACAGUCUACAAUCAACCCCGCCAGAGCCAUCAUAGCUCCGCAUGCAGGGUAUACCUACUGUGGGGCUUGUGCCGCACAUGCCUACAAGCAGGUUGACCCUUCUGUUACUCGUAGGGUGUUCAUCCUGGGACCUUCUCACCACGUGCCCCUUUCCCGCUGUGCCCUAUCAACAGCAGAUGUUUAUAGAACACCUUUGUAUGAUCUGAGAAUCGACCAGAAGGUUUAUACUGACCUCUGGAAAACAGGGUUGUUUGAAAGGAUGAGCAUGCAGACAGACGAAGAUGAGCACAGUAUUGAAAUGCACUUGCCUUAUACUGCUAAAGCCAUGGAAAGCCACAAAGAUGAAUUCAGCAUCGUCCCGGUGCUCGUGGGCGCUCUGAGCGAAUCCAAGGAACAAGAAUAUGGGAAGUUGCUCAGCAAGUACCUGGCAGACCCUUCCAACCUUUUCAUCAUCUCAUCGGACUUCUGCCACUGGGGUCAGCGGUUCCGAUACACGUACUAUGAUGAAUCCCAAGGGGAAAUCUAUAGGUCUAUUGAACAUCUUGAUAAAAUGGGAAUGGGCAUUAUAGAACAGCUGGAUCCCAUGUCUUUCACAAACUACUUGAAAAAGUACCACAAUACCAUCUGUGGACGUCACCCCAUUGCUGUGCUCUUAAAUGCUGUAGCUGAGCUGAGGAAGAGUGGUAUAGACAUGAACUUCAGUUUUCUGAACUAUGCUCAGUCGAGUGAGUGCAGAAACUGGCAGGAUAGCUCCGUGAGUUACGCCGCGGGGGCGCUCAUCGUUCAUUGA